AGAUCGCGUGCGGAGUCUUCGGCACAACAGUUGUGUUCAUAUGUCCACCGAAUAUGUCUUCAGAACCGUUUGGAAGGCUUUGGAUAUUGUAUUCGACAUAUUCUGGAGGACAGGUCCGCGCCAUUCAGACAGUGCUCUUACAUUCAUCCGCAGUCGGGGAAGAGGUGUCCGAACGCCGCCCGACGCACAGAGAGACGGGACAGCACUCUGUGUCCGUGGCAUCUCAAGAAGCUCUACCUCAAGAGGAAACAGGCGGCCAUUCAGCAGAUCCGCAUGAAAUGCGAGGAACACCACAAACGCAACGAAGAGUUGCGACAACUGAUGACCGAUUUGGAGCACUUCUGUCCCAACAAAGGCCACGACAGCAGACGUGUGGCUCUCGAUUGGGUACAACUCGACGAUCAGAGCAUUACAGCCAGUGAUCACUUGAGGAAGAAGAUGGCCGAAUCGGUGGCCAAUUUGAGCACUACUUAUGCCGACGACGACUGCCCGCACGCUAUGGUCGACGACGUGCUGCGUUCGGAUCCCCUGGACUCGGACUCGGAGUCCGUGGACAGCAAUAGUGAGGAACCGCUGAAACACGCGGGCAUUUACGCGGCCGAAGAGGUGUCACUCAUAUUACGCGAGAAAAUGCUUAGACUUCAGUCACUAUAUAUCGAGCAAUUCAAACGAUACCAGUAUUUGCUGAAAGACAAGAAGAAUAAGUAUUUGAUGUCUUUGAAGCUCGAGAAGGAGAUCCAAGGCGUCAAAAGUAUAUCGCAAUCGGUUUUCCAAAGCAAUUGCUCCAAACAGGAGCGCCAAGACUACCAGAAGUUGAAGGCGUUGUGGCGAUACCAGCGGACACACGGAGCCGAAGCGCUUCUUAAGCAACAGUCAAACGAGAAGCGGAAGGCAUCGGUGGAGGGCCUGCACUACAAAGCGCCCACUUUUCCCAUCUGUAUCUUUGCGAAGGGAGACGAGGCCUGCACUCAACGCUCUCUUCCGCUCUCUCAUUACUGUCAGAAACAUAUUUUAUAUGAUGUCAAUCAAGUGCUGUUCAGACCGUGUGCUUACGUGCAGAGCAGUGACAACGGCCAGUGCUCUCCUCCCUGUCUGACUCCUGUGGUCUCAUAUGUUCACAAGAAUACAUGUGUUUAUCACAAACAACUGAAGACCGAUCCCAAGGAUGUCGAGAAAAUUAUGGAGACCAACGAGGAUGAGUCGUCCCAAAUGGCGUCACUUCCAACUGAACCCGAAUUAUUUCAGACGAUGGAUGACAUCGCAUCGCUAGGUCUCGAUGCCGUCAAUCCCUCCAAUCUGUUCGGUUUGGAUCAGUUCGGAGAACUCGAAUCUACAGACCUAUUGAAUUGAACUCUAUUUCUCAUUUAAUGUGCAAAUCAAUUGAAUUUCAUUUAUAAAUAUCUAUAUUUUAUUGUAACUGUAAUCCAUUCAAAC
Messenger RNA from Oppiella nova, 1434 nucleotides. The record is from the annotation of a GenBank genome assembly. NCBI's taxonomy places the organism in Eukaryota, Metazoa, Arthropoda, Arachnida, Sarcoptiformes, Oppiidae.